This is a messenger RNA of Eimeria acervulina, 1770 nucleotides long. RefSeq lists its product as hypothetical. Lineage: Eukaryota; Apicomplexa; Conoidasida; Eucoccidiorida; Eimeriidae. Gene Ontology annotation, biological process: protein dephosphorylation. Bases 1 to 1770 code for a protein of 589 amino acids. Gene Ontology annotation, molecular function: protein serine/threonine phosphatase activity. The transcript has 8 exons. The record is from RefSeq and is a predicted model, not a curated record.
AUGCGGAUAUGCCUGUCAACAUCUUUUAUAUAUGGAGGUUCUGAGAGUCUUUUUUUUUCCAGCGGCUCUCCCUGCUUCCCCCCCACUCCCCCGUUGAGUCAGGGGCCCACAAAGAGGGGCCAUGCCGCGCUGCAGGGUAAAGGCGGAGGAACUCAAGGUUUUGCGUCAAAUACUAGCGCGCAGACAUCUCUACGAAAGAGGCAUUCUGUAGACAUCAUGGUGCCGUGGGGGCUCUCGGGGGGCCCCGCGUUCCACCCCGGCCGCUUUUGGGUUCUUUGGCUGCUUUUCAUCCUAGCCAUACAGGCGCUCAGAGUAAGAACCUUGGAACAGGACUUCCACAGCGUUGAUAACAAACCUUCGGGUGAUCAUGGGGAUAAGUUGGGUGGCCACCAGGAGCAGGGAGGGGAGCAGCGUGAGGCACAUCAACAGCAGCCUGAUUUCGAGGGGCAGGAGGAUCCAGAGCAGGAGCAGAAGCAGGGAUUUGAGUUACAGGAGUACCAGAAAGAUGACUUACAAGUGGCGGAUGCAGAGGAGGAGCAGCAGCAACAACAGCAGGAGCUACAGUAUCAAAAGGGAGUGGGUCAGAGCUUUCAGUUGCUUGAGGAUAUGAAGGGUACGGAUUCGGAGUCUCUUGCUACUGCGACGGUGCAGCUUCAGGGGCUAUUAAAAAGUCUAGAAAGGUGUCGAGGGGUAGAGAAGAGCCAGCAGGGUAUGGUAGACUCCAUUCAGCGGGCGUUGAAAACUCCCCAAUCGCCUUCGCCUCCUACACCAAGUCCAGGAGCCGCUGGGAGUUCCGGGGUGCAGGGCCCGGCCAAUCACCUCAAGAGGAAAACCAUGAAACUGCACUUGGGGUUUGCAGAGACAGCGGCUGCAACGGUCAUAGGCAGGAGGGCAGACGACGAAGACGCUCUACUGCUCUCGGCGCCGCUCCCCGGGAGGCCCAGUUCAUUCAUUACGGGUUUAUUCGAUGGGCACGGCGGUCACGUGGUCGCCCGUAAAUGUUCAGUCCUCGCGCCGACGUUCUUUGGCAGGAUGCCGGACUUUUCAGGGAAUUCGUUUGCUGAGGCGAGCUUCGCCCUCGACGCCGCACUCCGCAGCGAUCCGGAAAUACCAAUUGGACCCGGCUCGACAGGAAUAAUCGGCAUUUUGCUCGCUGAAGACCCCGCAGUCCCUGAGUUUACUUUGCACGUGGCCAACAUCGGGGACUCGCGGUUACUGGUUUUGCACACCGACGGAACCUUCACACCGAUGUCGGUCGAUCAGAAACCCAACGACCCCGUUGAGAUGGCUCGUGUGCAGCGCGCUGGCGGCUCUGUGAUGAGGACGGCGAUGGGAGUCUGGCGUAUUGACGGCCGCCUGGCUCUUAGUCGCAGCUUCGGAGACUUCAGGAUGAAGGGUAGGACGGACAUUUUGCCCUCACAGCAGAAGGUGGUGGCCUUGCCACACGCCAGGACCAUUAAAGUGAAGGCAGGGGAUAUCUUGGUCUUCGCUUGCGACGGUGUGUUCGAGGCUCAAGGGAUGACAUGGAAGUUCGUCGCGAGCUACGUGUCCGCUCAACUCGAGGCAAGUGGUUUUCCGUAUCGGCGGAGGUUGCUUCGGGCCACUGGGGGGAACUUGGAGGAGACUGUGUCGCGACUAAUCAGUACUGCCUAUUUAAUGGGCAGUGGCGACAACAUCAGCGCAAUGAUUAUCAGAAUUAGUCCAAGGGAAUUUGGAGAGCCAGCUGUCUCCGCAUCGGAGGUGGACAUUAUGGGUGUGCCUUCCAAAUAG